AUGGCCAGCUCUGCUGUGCAACGUGCUUUCCGGGGCUGUUCUACUAAUGGUAGCGCGUCAGAUAUUCGUAGGUCUCUGGAUCGAGACCCACAACCUGUCCAGCAGGAUGAACAGGAUCAUGAUCUUGGUAUAGAGGAGAACUAUUUUGCAGGUUAUGACGCCUCUGGAGGCGUUCACAACACAACGACAGGUGUCCUCCCUCCCAUGUUACAUCCACAAAAUGUGGUUUCACAACGAUGUCCGUCCCCGGAUUCACUACUAUCAGACCCUAAUGACAGCGGUGUUCUCGCACCCCUAGAUGCGGACCAGUGUGUCCUUAUGGAGGAUUUAUACUCACGUGAAGCGUCAUGA
Messenger RNA from Suillus plorans, 351 nucleotides. RefSeq lists its product as uncharacterized. The record is from RefSeq and is a predicted model, not a curated record. The transcript is spliced from 2 exons. NCBI's taxonomy places the organism in Eukaryota, Fungi, Basidiomycota, Agaricomycetes, Boletales, Suillaceae. Bases 1 to 351 code for a protein of 116 amino acids.